UAGCAUCACCUUCCUCUUGUUUUUCUUGCUUGUCUCCAUACUCAGUUGCUUCAAGGAUCUGAGCUGCAAUCAGGCAAAGGAUAUUUCCAAGAUCUUAGGUUUUGCAAAGAAGAAUGCAUCCGAGCGGUGGACCACUGUCGGUGCCACCAGGCUUCCGCUUCCAUCCGACCGAUGAGGAGCUACUAUACUACUACCUGAGGAAGAAGGUUGCUUAUGAGCCCAUAGAUCUUGAUGUCAUAAGGGAGAUUGAUCUUAACAAGCUUGAGCCCUGGGACCUCAAAGACAGGUGCAGAAUAGGCACCGGGCCUCAGAACGACUGGUACUUCUUCAGCCACAAGGACAAGAAGUAUCCAACGGGGACGAGGACGAACCGUGCCACCAUGGCAGGGUUCUGGAAGGCGACAGGGCGGGACAAGGCCAUCUUCCUCGGCAACGCCAGGAGGAUCGGCUUGAGGAAGACCCUGGUGUUUUACAUCGGAAGGGCUCCCCACGGCAAGAAGACUGACUGGAUUAUGCACGAGUACCGCUUGGAUGAAGAGAACGUUGAGAUUCAGGAAGAUGGAUGGGUGGUGUGUAGGGUUUUCAAGAAGAAGAACUAUCAGAGGGCCCUCAAUCAGGCUGAGAUGGCAGCACUGGACGAUGACGAGCUCCAGCCCUUCCCGGUUCCGGUCCCCGGUGCCCUGCCGACAGACCACAAGCACAACCCUCACCUCAUGCAAUAUGAUCAUCAGUUCCCUUCCUUCGACCCCUCCAUGCAGCUCCCACAGCUGAUGAGCGCCGACCAGCCCGUGCAAACCCUCCUCCCUAGCCAGCCUGGCGUCCCCAUUGCCAUGAGCUCGCUCGAUGUAGAGUGCUCGCAGAACCUGAUGAAGCUGACAUCGAACGGCAGCGACGGGAUGCUCCAUAGUGGUGGCGGUGGUGUCGACCGCUUUACUGGCACGACAGAUUGGUCGAUCCUGGACAAGCUACUCGCCUCGCACCAGAACCUUGAUCAGCUCUUCCAGGGCAAGGUCUCCACGGCCUCUGCCCCCCCAAUGGCGCCAUAUCAGCAGCAGCUCAUGGAGCUCGGUGGCUCGUCGUCCUUGCAGAGGCUUCCACUGCAAUACCUUGGCGGUGAGGCGGCCGAUCUCCUCAGGUUCUCCAAGUAGAUGGAGCGACCUCAAGUUUAGCUGCAUGCCUUGCAGCUAGCAGUGAGCAGAUCAGGUUUUUGAUUGAUUAGGCUGCUUAAUUCGGUCGAUUUCGUUGUGGAGUUUAAAUUUAGUGCUUUCAAAUGUAUAUACGGUGCAACUGUUUGGACCAUGCGCGCAUCGAAUGCCAUCUAAACUGUAGCUGGUUGGUCAAGAGGAUCUUUUUUAUGUUCUCAUUUUGGCUUAGGGGUUGCUCGUUAUGUGCUUUUGAGAAGAAUGAAACAAUGGCACAGUCAAUCUAGAACUUCAAUUA
This is a messenger RNA of Panicum hallii, 1440 nucleotides long. Its product is annotated as NAC domain-containing protein 76-like. The transcript is spliced from 4 exons. Gene Ontology annotation, molecular function: DNA binding. NCBI's taxonomy places the organism in Eukaryota, Viridiplantae, Streptophyta, Magnoliopsida, Poales, Poaceae. The coding region runs from base 114 to 1148 and encodes 344 amino acids. Gene Ontology annotation, biological process: regulation of DNA-templated transcription. The record is from RefSeq and is a predicted model, not a curated record.